AUUUGGAGAGAGGGAACAGAAGGGGGAAGAGAAUGGAGAGGAGGCUGUGGAUUGCGCACCUCUGCCUCGCGAUCGUCCAGCUCGACUAUGGCGUCUAUCACGUCCUCACCAAAUUUGCGCUCACCACUGGCGCCAAUCAGGUCGUGUUUUGCGUGUUUCGCGACCUCAUCGCGCUCGCCAUUCUUGCGCCCCUCGCAUUCUUCUACGAGCGGAGGAGCAGGACUCGCGUAAACUCUCGGCUUUUAUUCCAUUUCUUUGUCCUGGGACUGUCCGGGAUCUUUGGGAACCAGCUACUGUUCUUGCUUGGACUUAAUCUCACCUCUCCCUCGUAUGCCGCCGCAGUCCAGCCGGCAAUUCCAGUGUUUACGUUUGUGCUCGCCUUGGCCAACGGAACGGAAACUUUGAAUUGGACUGGAUAUGAUACUUUAGCGAAAGUGGGAGGAGUCUUUCUCAGCGUUUGUGGAGCGCUGCUCAUGGCCUUGUACAAAGGUCCGCUCCUCUUCGGGCGUACCGAGCAUUUACAUCAUGGUGGAACUAUUGUCGGAGUUUCGUUGUUGCAGAGAAUUUCAAGCGCAACCGGUGCCGAGAACUGGCAGCUGGGAAUUCUUUGCCUCCUUGGUAAUUGCUUCCUCAUGGCUUUGUACAUUGCUUAUCAGGCGCCCGUCUUGGCGAAGUAUCCUUUCGGAUUGACAGUCACUGCCUACUCGUAUCUCUUUGGAACGCUUCUCAUGGCAUUUACUGGAGUGCUGGCAGUGGGCGAUACGACACAAUGGCUUUUCAACCAAGUGGAAGGCUACGCAGUUUUGUACGCGGGAGUUUUUGCGUCGGCAAUCAACUAUGUGCUUUUAACUUGGUCCAACGGUGUUGUUGGCCCGUCGCUCGUCGCGCUUUACAUACCUUUGCAGCCACUUGCCUCCUCUACGCUGGCUUGCGUUUUCUUACGAAGUCCCUUGUUCCUGGGCAGUGUUCUUGGAGGAUUACUCAUUGUUGCUGGAUUACUUCUCGUAACUUGGGGGAAGGCUGUGAGUGAACGCGAGCGGGAGCGUGAAAGCCAGAAACCCCUUCUAGAAAGUGAAGCGUAAGUGGAUCAAAAGCGACUGCGUUUUCUAUACAUAUAUACGCGAGGAAAACGUCACUCGUACUCGUAUGUACAAAUUCGUGGAUAAGGCUGCUGGUCCAACAACUAGCCAACCAAAAGGCUCAAAAGGAAGAAACGAAAACAAUGACCGCUCAAGAUAGUACGUUCUUUAUCUCCGUGCUCGAAAGACUUACAAACGUGAAGGAACGCAAAAAUUAUUUUUUGUUUGUAAUCUACAACAAGCACCUUCGCUUAAAUUUACAGCCUUGUUCUUCCUCGAGCUCUUGCGUGAGUUCUUUCACUUUGAUCUUCGCUUUGAUUUGUUUUCGCUGGUUUGCCAGACUGAUUGA
Messenger RNA from Selaginella moellendorffii, 1428 nucleotides. Its product is annotated as WAT1-related protein At3g45870. Gene Ontology annotation, molecular function: transmembrane transporter activity. The record is from RefSeq and is a predicted model, not a curated record. Gene Ontology annotation, cellular component: plasma membrane. Bases 33 to 1082 code for a protein of 349 amino acids. The transcript has 8 exons. NCBI's taxonomy places the organism in Eukaryota, Viridiplantae, Streptophyta, Lycopodiopsida, Selaginellales, Selaginellaceae.